Lepidothrix coronata (blue-crowned manakin) is the source of this 3419-nucleotide messenger RNA. RefSeq names its product tripartite motif containing 28 (gene TRIM28). The coding region runs from base 288 to 3344 and encodes 1018 amino acids. The transcript is spliced from 16 exons. Gene Ontology annotation, molecular function: transcription corepressor activity; zinc ion binding. The record is from RefSeq and is a predicted model, not a curated record. Lineage: Eukaryota; Metazoa; Chordata; Aves; Passeriformes; Pipridae.
GGAGGCCGGAAUGGCCGCGUGGCCGGGGACUGACGCCGCGGGCGCCGGCCCCGCUCACACGGCGUGAGGGGGCACCAGGGGGGGGGUCUCUGCCCCCCAAAUUCCUCAAAGGUGGAUUUUGGGGCUCCAGGCCUUUUUGAGGUGAAACCUGGAGGAAGCUGAGCCACGGGGACGUUCCCGGGGACAGGAGAAGGGGAACAGAACAGGGGAAUCGGGAACACCCGGCAGGAGCACGGAGCAAAUCCUCCUGGAAGCUGGGCAGGUGGGACACCAGGAGGUGGUUGGUGAUGGCCUCGGUGGAGCUCAGGGGCUCUUCGGGUGGUGAUGACAUCAUCAACCUGGACUUGUCCAAAGCACCUGAGGUGGAUCCCAAGGAAGUCCUGGAACUGAGCUGGAGAGACAGGGAUUGGAUGGAUGGGCCACGCCCUGAGGCCAGAGGAGAUGCUCCAGGGGCUGGAGAGAGAGGAAGUGUCCCACUUGGAGAAGGGAAGGAUCUGGGGACACCUCAAAGCCCCUUCCAGGGCCUGAAUAGGCUCCAAGAGCUGGAGAAGGACUUUGGACAAGGCGUGGAGUGCCAGGACACAGGGAAUGGCUUCCAGCUGGAAAAGGGGACACUUGGGUGGGAUUCUGGGGAGAAAUCCCUCCCUGUGAGGGCAGGGAGGGGCUGGCAUGGAAUUCCCAGAAAAGCUGUGGCUGCUCCAUCCUGGAAGUGUCUAUGGAAUGUCCUUUCCCCCACCAAACCAUUCCCUGGUUCCGUCACUGUGACCCCACCCCAGCCUUGGAUGGACACAGGGAUGGACACAUGGAUGGACACGCGGAUGGACACACAGGCUCAGCGGGCGGUGAUUGGCCGAAGCGGGGGGGCGGGACCGGAAGCCGUGAGGGGAGACCGGGCCACCAUGUCGGGCCCUGAGGCGGCGGCGGCGGCCAGGACGGGCUCGGAAGGGGUCGGGAAGGGCCCGCGAGUGGAGCCCUUGGGGCACCUGGAGCUGCUGGAGCACUGCGGGCGCUGCCGGGAGCGCCUGAGCCCCCAGCGGAACCCGCGGCUCCUGCCCUGCCUGCACUCGGUGUGCGGGACCUGCCUCGGCGGAGAUGGAGCGGUGUUCGAGUGCCCCGUGUGCCACUACCAGUGUCCCCUGGGGGACAUCCUGGACAACUUCUUCCUGCAGGACAGUGGGGCUGGAGCCACCGCAGGGCCUGAGCCCCGACAGAGCUGCAGCAGCUGCGAGGACAACGCGGCGGCCACGAGGUUCUGCGAUGACUGCGCCGAGCCCCUGUGUGACACCUGCGUGCAGGCCCAUCUCAGGGUCAGGUACACCCGGGGCCACUCCGUCAGGGACAUCGGUGAGUCACUGUCACCUCAGUGUCACUGUCACAGCCCCCUGUCACCCCUAUCCCUGUGUGACACCUGCGGGCAGGCCCAUCUCAGGGUCCCGCUCCCAUUCCCAGUGCUAUCCUGGUGCCAUUCCCAAUCCCAUUCCCAGUGCCGUUCCCAGUCCAUUCCCAGUCCCCUUCCUGUGUCAUUUGUGCAGGCAGAGCUGCUCUCCAGGACAUUCCCAUCCCAGUCCAUUCCUGCAGGCUCAGUCCCAUCCCAGUCCAUCCCCACAGGCUCAGCCCCAUCCCAGUCCAUCCCAGUCCAUUCCCACAGGCUCAGUCCCAUCCCAGUCCAUUCCCACAGGGUCAGCCCCAUCCCAGUCCAUCCCAGUCCAUUCCCACAGGCUCAGUCCCAUCCCAGUCCAUUCCCACAGAAGGUGACGGAGGCGUGGCAGGAGGAGCUGGAGCGGCGGCUCCGGGCGCUGUCGGAGCUGCAGAAGCACCACGAGCUCGUCAUGUGCUUCGUGUCCCGGGCCAUGGGCACCUCCCGGGGCACUGCCCUGCUGCUCUCCCACAGACUGAUCCAUUCCCAGAUCCAGCGGAGCCUCCGUGUCCCGGUGGAGCGUGAGGAGCCCCCGGGGGAGCUGAAAUUCCAGUGGGAUCUUCCCGCCUGGACCAAGAGUGCCGAGAACUUCGGCACCAUCAUCUCGGAGUGGCCCCUGCCCCGCUCUGGGAGCCCCCCCCCUGCCAUGAGGCCCCGAGAUCCCCCCCCGCCCCCACAGGUGGUGAGCAACGGGCAGGUGACCCCCAGGCUGCUCUUUCAGCCCCCCCAGAACAGGGCUGGAGGGGGGGCACAGGAGGCCUCCUGGGGGUCCCCCCCAAUUGGGCGGGAGGCUCUGGGCCCCCCCCUCCCGCCUCAGUUUCCCUCUGGGACCGAGGGCUUGGAAUGUCCUGACUUGUCCCCCCCACACCUGGAGCCGCCGUCGGAGACCCCCAAGCUGGCAGCCACCGGGCCCCCCGAAAACACCGUCACAGGAGGGGACAGGAGGAAACCUGGGAAUUCCCCCCGGGAGGAGAAGUUUGUUAAGAAGCUGCUCAUUAAACGGAGGCGUCCCCGAGGGUGCCAGGGCCCCCCCCCACGCCCCCUCAAGGUGCCGCGGGUGUCGCUGGAGCGGCUGGAGCUGGGCCUGGCGCUGGACCCGGCCCUGCCCCUGCCCGCCUUCCGCGUCCUGCCGGGGCCCUCGGCCGGGCAGUUCAGCGUCAUCGUCAUCGAGCAGGGGGGGACAGCGCAGGGGACAGCCCAGGGGACAGGUGUCCCCUCGGAGGGUGUCCCCUCGGAGGGUGUCCCCUCGGAGGGUGUCCCCACGGAGGGUGUCCCCACGGAGGGUGUCCCCUCGGAGGGUGUCCCCGUGGGGUGGAGCUGCCGGGUGUGCGGCCGCGCGGGGGCCGUGGUGAUGUGUGACCGGUGCCAGCGCUGCUUCCACCUGCACUGCCACCUGCCCGCCCUGCUCGACGUGCCCAGCUCCGACUGGACGUGUUCGCUGUGCCAGGAGCUCCCCCCGCCCUCCGAGGCCCCCUCGGGCCAGGGAACCCCCGCCCGGCUGAGCCCCCUGGACCAGCAGAGGUGUGAGCUGGUGCUGCUGGAGCUGCUGUGCCACGAGCCCUGCAGGGCCCUGCAGCGCCCACGCGGCCUCGCGGAGGGUGGUCCUGCCCUGGACCUGACCCUGAUGAGGGCGAAGCUGCAGGAGAAGCUGAGCCCCCCCUACAGGACCCCCGAGGAGUUCGCCAGGGACGCCUGGAGGGUCCUGGGGCAGCUCCAGGGGACCACCGAGGACAAGGUGGGGCUGCAGUCCCUGCUGAGCGUCCAGAGGUUCCUCGAGACUCGCCUGAGCCGCGUCUUCGGGGACAGGAAAUUCUGGGACCACCCAGGGACCCCCCUGCAGUCUGAGCCCCCUCUCCAGGGGGGCUGGGACCACCCGGAGUCACCUCUGGCAUCCUGGGACCCCAAUUCUGCUGCUCCAGGGUCCUGAUCCCCCUCCCCGGGGUCCUGAAACCCUCCCUGGGACCCCAAUUCUGCUGCUCCAGGGUCCUGAUCCCCCUCCCCG